GCUCUUGACACCGACACAUGUAGCUCAUUUCAAUAACCUACGCUAACUUUAGACCCGGAAAAUCUCCUAUUUUUGAAAGUGUUUGGAUGCUUACUGACUUUGUCAAAACGCUGAGUUGCCACUCCGGUGGGAUGAAGGAUAGACAGAGUUUCUAACGUUUUGCUGAGACUCCUAAAAACAGGCAGCAGCCAAAUCUUUGACUGCAAGAUGAAUUCUAGCGUGACCCCGCAGCUACUGUCUACCUCCAUGAUGACUCAGAGCAUCACACCAACCAACAAAUCUGAGACUGGAUCCACAGAGUUUCACGUUACCCUCACGGUCAUCAACUCUGUAGUUCUGCUGUGCGGUACCGUCAGCCUGAGCCUGAUGACGCACAUCUUGAAGUCCAGUGCUGCUUCUGCCACCUCUAUUGCCGUGUUUAACCUAAUUCUUGCCCACUUCAUCUUCCUUCUGACAGUGCCCUUCAGAAUUUACUAUCAUGUAGCCAAAGAGUGGAAGUUGGGCAUCGAGUGGUGUAAAAUGGUGAGCGCGAUGAUCCACAUCCAUAUGUACAUGUCUUUUUUGCUCUACAUAAUCAUCCUCGUCACUCGCUUGUGGCCACACUACUGCAGGACUAGGCAGGUGGAAUCCUUAGGCAGAAUGCAAGCACUCAUUGGCAGUGUAGUGAUGUGGGUCAUUGUGCUCAUCUUAAUCUUUUCCAUCAGUUUUCAUUUUUAUGGCAAGACAGAUCAAAAUAAUAAUUCCACUUGCUUUCAUUUUGCAAGAAGCAUGAAUUCUGCCAAAGAGCUGAACUACAUAUCAAGCACACUGGUGAUAGUGGUAGCUGUUGUGUUGACAGCCCUUCAGGCCAACAUCCUGUGGACUCUAUACAAAAGGGAUCGCCAGGGAUGCAGGUCUCAGCAAGACUUUGGGGCUCAACUGAAGAGCCUCUGCUUCACACUGAUCAUGCUAAUCUGCUUCGUUCCCUACCAUAGUUUCCGGCUGUAUUACAUUGGGAAACCUAAGCUUGAACCUUUAAACGAAGUCUUACUGAGCCUGACCACUUUCAACUGUUUGGACAUGCUGACCUUCUUGGGGAGGAGAACAUUCCACAUAUGCUUAAGAAGUAGGACUGUGUGAACAUAGCGUCUACAAUAACAGUGAAUGUGCAUACAGGAUACAAACUGAUAUAAGACGUGUUUCUUCAUGUGUUUCUUUUUCAUAUUUCUUGUUGAUGUACAUAAUUUAUUUGAUAUCAAAUUAUGAUAAUUUUGCCUGCUUCAUUAUCUAACCAAUAUUAUUUAAGAUGAAGAUUAUUAUUAUUAUUGCAGAAAUGCUUGGUUGUUGAAUUUUUUUUAAAAAUGUUUUUUUUUAUUCAUGUUUUUUAAUGAAUAGCAGAAAUGUA
Messenger RNA from Gambusia affinis (western mosquitofish), 1384 nucleotides. RefSeq names its product probable G-protein coupled receptor 141 (gene gpr141). The record is from RefSeq and is a predicted model, not a curated record. Bases 208 to 1119 code for a protein of 303 amino acids. The transcript is spliced from 2 exons. Gene Ontology annotation, cellular component: membrane. Gene Ontology annotation, molecular function: G protein-coupled receptor activity; oxysterol binding. Gene Ontology annotation, biological process: G protein-coupled receptor signaling pathway. Lineage: Eukaryota; Metazoa; Chordata; Actinopteri; Cyprinodontiformes; Poeciliidae.